AUGAGAUACUAUGAGCGAAAACGUCGGCAAAAUGAUUUUUCUGAACAAAUUACAGAGGGCACACCAAAACGUAACAAAGUACAUCAAUUUGAUGACAAUCAGAGAAUUUCAAAUGAUCUGAAUGUGAAUCGAAGUCAAAAUCAAGACCCAAAUGAAGAUAUGGUUAACAAGCGUAAUAAUAACCCUACAGCAGCGUACUUUAAUAUAAAACGUGCAUCCGUAAAUUCAAAAUUUACGGAAACGUCACGUCAACGACAAAAACGUGAGUCUUUUCCACCAUUUAGGAUUCGAUUUAAAGAUAAUUAA
Molecule: messenger RNA, 306 nt
Organism: Didymodactylos carnosus
Lineage: Eukaryota; Metazoa; Rotifera; Eurotatoria; Philodinida; Philodinidae
Source: the annotation of a GenBank genome assembly